AUGGAGGCUGGAGGUGUCGUGAUUCAGCCAGUGGACGAAGAAGAUGCUGGAAAUGAGCUCUCAUGUCGACGGCUGGCCGCUGUACGUUUCGACCGCAAUCAUCGACUUAUUGGUGAUCUUUUUUCGCCUGCUGUUGUGACUGAUACCAGAACAGUUGUUGCGCAAAAUCGUAUGGACAUGCUACGAAAGCAAGCGCAGUCGUUAUCUGCUCACCAGAAUAAGUUGGAGGAAGAGCUUGUCAAGAUUGAAGGAUUAAGAGCUGAGAAGUAA
Messenger RNA from Strongylus vulgaris, 270 nucleotides. NCBI's taxonomy places the organism in Eukaryota, Metazoa, Nematoda, Chromadorea, Rhabditida, Strongylidae. The record is from the annotation of a GenBank genome assembly.